AUGCUGCCGCCCGCGCCCUCCCGGUUCGGGUUGCUGCUGCUGCUGCUCCUGUGUCCGGCGCACGUCGGAGGACUCUGGUGGGCCGUGGGCAGCCCCUUGGUCAUGGACCCCACCAGCAUCUGCAGGAAGGCACGGCGGCUGGCAGGGCGGCAGGCAGAGCUGUGCCAGGCCGAGCCGGAAGUGGUGGCAGAGCUAGCCCGUGGCGCCCGACUCGGGGUGCGAGAGUGCCAGUUCCAGUUCCGCUUCCGCCGCUGGAACUGCUCCAGCCACAGCAAGGCCUUCGGGCGAAUCCUGCAGCAGGACAUUCGGGAGACGGCCUUCGUGUUCGCCAUCACCGCGGCAGGUGCCAGCCACGCGGUCACGCAGGCCUGUUCCAUGGGCGAGCUGCUGCAAUGCGGCUGCCAGGCCCCCCGCGGGAGGGGCCCGCCUCGGCCCUCCGGCCUACCAGGCACCCCGGGCCCCCCGGGCCCCGCGGGCCCCGCGGACGCCAGCGCCGCCUGGGAGUGGGGAGGCUGCGGUGACGAUGUGGACUUCGGGGACGAGAAAUCGAGGCUCUUCAUGGACGCGCAGCACAAGCGGGGCCGCGGGGACAUCCGCGCGCUGGUGCAGCUACACAACAACGAAGCGGGCCGGCUGGCCGUGCGGAGCCACACGCGCACCGAAUGUAAGUGCCACGGGCUGUCCGGCUCGUGCGCCCUGCGCACCUGCUGGCAGAAGCUGCCCCCGUUCCGCGAGGUGGGCGCGCGGCUGCUGGAGCGCUUCCACGGCGCCUCGCGCGUCAUGGGCACCAACGACGGCAAGGCCCUGCUGCCCGCCGUCCGCACGCUCAAGCCCCCGGGCCGCGCCGACCUCCUCUACGCGGCCGACUCGCCCGACUUCUGCGCCCCCAACCGGCGUACCGGCUCGCCGGGCACGCGCGGCCGCGCCUGCAACAGCAGUGCCCCGGACCUCAGCGGCUGCGACCUGUUGUGCUGCGGCCGCGGGCACCGCCAGGAGAGCGUGCAGCUCGAAGAGAACUGCCUGUGCCGCUUCCACUGGUGCUGCGUGGUGCAGUGCCACCGCUGCCGCGUGCGCAAAGAGCUCAGCCUCUGCCUCUGACCCCGACUGCGCAGAGCCGCCGCUCCCCCGGCAGGGGGCGCUGCGCCGGCCCAGGCGCUC
This is a messenger RNA of Lepus europaeus (European hare), 1158 nucleotides long. It is a transcript of the gene WNT6, whose product is annotated as Wnt family member 6. NCBI's taxonomy places the organism in Eukaryota, Metazoa, Chordata, Mammalia, Lagomorpha, Leporidae. Gene Ontology annotation, cellular component: extracellular region. Bases 1 to 1098 code for a protein of 365 amino acids. Gene Ontology annotation, molecular function: frizzled binding; cytokine activity. Gene Ontology annotation, biological process: neuron differentiation; canonical Wnt signaling pathway; cell fate commitment. The record is from RefSeq and is a predicted model, not a curated record. The transcript is spliced from 4 exons.